Anoplopoma fimbria (sablefish) is the source of this 3375-nucleotide messenger RNA. RefSeq names its product dynamin 3a (gene dnm3a). NCBI's taxonomy places the organism in Eukaryota, Metazoa, Chordata, Actinopteri, Perciformes, Anoplopomatidae. The record is from RefSeq and is a predicted model, not a curated record. Gene Ontology annotation, molecular function: GTPase activity; microtubule binding; GTP binding. The transcript is spliced from 21 exons. The coding region runs from base 545 to 3034 and encodes 829 amino acids. Gene Ontology annotation, cellular component: membrane; cytoplasm; microtubule.
AUGGGUUCACUUUCAUAAUUGGCUGAGGGUUUGUCUCCUCUCCCCCCUGCGAAAAGGGGGAUUGCCGAGUCAAACUAGUGCUGUCUACCGCGCAUGCGCACAGGACGCGAUUCGGUUAGCUGUCAGAGUGGAGACUUCUCCCUCUUUUCCCGUGGAUUAAACUCAACGCCCGGCUGCUUCAACGUGCUUGUGACUUUAACGGGACGUUUGGCGGUUUUAAAACGACAAAUAUGUCUUUUGGGAACUUUUCCCGGAGGCUUGAGGAGCUCCGUGAGUGCAAACUUGGACCGUGCUGUCGUUACCAGACGUACAAACCAGCCGCUGACGUCACGGACUUUGUUUUCUUUAAAUAAAGUUGGCACCGUCGAAAAAACUAUUAUUAUUUUUUAUUAUAUAUUUUUUAAGUAUUUAAAAAUUAUCCUAAUGUGAGUAACUAUUAACUAUGUCAGAUACUAGAACGACUCGGGUAGUGUAACAAAAAAUAUAUAUAUAUUUAAAGGAGCCAGGUAACCAGGUAACCAGGUAACCAGGCAGCUCGGUUGCUAUGGGCAACCGCGGGAUGGAGGACCUGAUCCCAUUGGUCAACCGGCUCCAGGAUGCCCUGAGCGGCGUCGGGCAGAGCUGCAGCCUCCACCUGCCUCAGAUCGCCGUGGUGGGCGGCCAGAGCGCCGGGAAGAGCUCCGUGCUGGAGAACUUUGUGGGCAGAGACUUCCUUCCACGUGGUUCAGGAAUUGUCACUCGCAGACCUUUAAUCCUCCAGCUGCUCAGUGCCAACACAGAGUACGGUGAAUUUUUCCACUGUAAGGGGAAGAAGUUCACAGACUUUGAUGAUAUUCGCAAAGAGAUCGAGGCCGAGACAAACAGACUCACAGGAUCCAAUAAAGGCAUCUCUCCUGUCCCCAUCAGCCUACGGAUUUAUUCACCACACGUGCUGAACCUGACUCUCGUGGACCUGCCCGGCAUCACCAAGGUGCCGAUAGGAGACCAGCCGGCGGACAUAGAGUACCAGAUACGAGACAUGAUCAUGCAGUUCAUCUGUAAGGAAAACUGUCUCAUCCUGGCUGUCACGCCAGCAAACACCGACCUGGCAAACUCUGAUGCACUCAAACUGGCCAAAGAUGUUGACCCACAGGGCCAGCGCACAAUUGGCGUCAUCACUAAGCUGGACCUGAUGGAUGAAGGAACAGAUGCCCGGAACAUACUAGAGAACAGGUUGCUCCCCCUACGCAGAGGUUACAUAGGGGUGGUGAACCGCAGUCAGAAGGACAUUGAUGGGAAAAAGGACAUUAAGGCAGCCCUGCACGCAGAGAAGAUGUUCUUCCUGUCCCAUCCGGCCUACAAACACAUGGCCGAAAGUACGGGAACCCCGUAUUUACAAAGAAUACUAAACCAGCAACUGACCAACCACAUCCGGGACACUCUGCCAGCCUUCCGUAGUCAUCUGCAGAGUCAGCUCCUGGACUUGAACAAAGAGGCUGAGGAGUACAAACAGUACCGCCCUGAUGACCCCGCACGCAGGACCAAGACUCUGCUCCAGAAUGUUCAACGCUUGGCCGUCGACUUUGAGAAGCUUAUCGAGGGCUCGGGCAACAAAGUAGACACCGCUCAUCUGUCAGGAGGUGCUAGGAUCAACCGAAUCUUCCAUGAGCGCUUCCCUUAUGAACUGGUCAAGCUGGAGUUAGAUGAGGGGAAGCUGCGACGGGAGAUCAACUACGCCAUCAGAAACAUCCACGGUGUCAGGACAGGUCUGUUCACUCCUGACAUGGCGUUUGAAGCCAUAGUAAAGAAACAGAUAUCAAAUUUAAAGGGUCCGUGUACUAAAUUUGUCGACAUGGUCAGCCAAGAGCUCAUCACCACGGUGAACCAGUGUAUCAACGAGCUCAGUUCUUUUCCCAAACUACAAAAUGAGACGGAGAAAAUUGUAACCACUGAAAUACGAGAGCAAGAGAGUAGAUGCAGGGAUCAGGUCUUGUUGCUCAUUGACAUGCAGCUUGCUUACAUAAAUACCAAACAUGAAGAUUUCAUCGGCUUCACUAACGGCCAGCAGACGUGCAAGCAAAGCAAUAAGAAGACUGUUCCAGUGAUGGCAGGAAACCAUGGUGUGGCCCCUCCUUCAAGACUAAUAGUGAUUCGUAAGGGCUGGCUGACCAUCAGCAACAUCGGCAUCAUGAAAGGCGGAGCCAAGGAAUACUGGUUCAUCCUCAGUGCAGAGAGCCUGUCCUGGUUCAAGGAUGAUGAGGAGAAGGAGAAGAAGUACAUGCUCCCCCUGGACAACCUAAAGCUCAGAGAUGUGGAGAAGGGCUUCAUGUCCAGCAAAUUUGUCUUUGCUCUCUACAACACAGAGUUAAGGAACGUGUAUAAGGACUACAAGUGCCUGGAGUUGGCCUGUUACUCUCAGGAGGAGUUGGACAGCUGGAAGGCGUCUCUGCUGCAGGCCGGAGUUUACCCCGACAGAGUCACCGUGGACGAGCAGGGAAAUGGAUCUCCAGAGAACUUCUCUGACCCCCAGGUGGAGCGUCAGGUGGAAACCAUCCGCAGCCUGGUCGACUCCUACAUGAGCAUCAUCUACAAGACCUUCAAGGACUUAAUGCCAAAGACCGUUAUGCACCUCAUGAUCAACAGCGUGAAGGAGUUCAUUAGCUCCGAGCUGCUGGCCCAGCUCUACGCUCUGGGAGAAUGCUCGGCGCUGAUGGAUGAGUCACCGGAGCAGCAGCGGCACCGGGAGGAGGUGCUCCGCAAGCACGCUGCCCUGAAGGAGGCGCUCGCCGUCAUCGGGAAGUUCUCCACCUCCACCUGCACCACCCCUCUGCCUCCACCUGUGGACUCCUCCUGGAUACAGCCCCCCAGCCCGACACUCUCUAAGAAGUCCGUGACCAAGCCGGUGGUUCGAGGCCAUGCCCCAUCUGCCCCUCGGGUGCCCGCAUACGCCGCCUCCCAGAGCAACGAUGGCCUUCAUCAGCUCUCUGGCCCACCCAACCGCGCUCCACCUAGCGUGCCAAGGAGGCAUCCUCCAGCUAUCCCAAAGGUGAAAUAACGAUCCUUUCUGCUCAGAACUCCAUUACCCAUCUACCCCCCAGUGAUGCUUCCAGCUGCAGCUCACUCCUGCACAGAGACACCCAUGACCUGUGUGAUGUGUAAUCCAGCUGAAGCACUAUGCUGGCCUUCUCUCGUCUCCUCUUGGGAGCUGCUGUCUGCAGAAACUCACUGAUCCUUCCGUCUGUUUUGUACAUAAUAUCAUCGGCCAUAAAAGCCGGAAUGUGCUCGACUGUCUGCCGACUUUCCUCAAGUGCCUGAACUUUAUGUAAAUAGAAAUACCAAUUUUGAGUUAUUCUACCUAAAGAGAAUACAUAUGCACUAUUUUCACUGUUUUAAUAA